Clarias gariepinus (North African catfish) is the source of this 1503-nucleotide messenger RNA. RefSeq names its product cholesterol 25-hydroxylase like 2 (gene ch25hl2). The record is from RefSeq and is a predicted model, not a curated record. Gene Ontology annotation, molecular function: C-4 methylsterol oxidase activity; iron ion binding; steroid hydroxylase activity. Gene Ontology annotation, biological process: cholesterol metabolic process; sterol biosynthetic process. NCBI's taxonomy places the organism in Eukaryota, Metazoa, Chordata, Actinopteri, Siluriformes, Clariidae. The transcript has a single exon. Bases 138 to 1043 code for a protein of 301 amino acids.
UCUAUAAAGCAUCAGAACCCUGAACUGAGAUUCUAACUUUCUUCUGUCUCCUGCAAAGAGCAGCAUCACCUUGACUGGAGUUGCUACGGACACAAUCCAAGCUGUGGGUUUGCACCAUCUCUCUCGAAGAGCACAGAAUGAGUGUGGAGAGGCUCAGCAGGUCUCUUUGGGGUGCGUGGGAUGGCGCAAAUGCAACAUGGCCGCUUCCUGAACAAGCUCUACUUCAGCCUUUCUGGGACUACCUGCGUCAGAACCAUGCCAGCACUAUCAGCUCACCACUUUUCCCUGUGCUUCUCUCUGUCUCUACCUACUUGGUCCUUAUACUUUUCUACACCACUCUGGACCUUCUGGCACCAACGUGGCCAAGUAUCCGCCGCUACCAGCUGCACCCAGAUCGCACAGUCACAUGGUCCAACGUGGGCACCACACUUGCACUCACCACCUACAACCACCUGCUUUACAUCUUUCCGGCAGCCGUGGCACAAUGGCUGUGGCGCCCACCUGUGCCACUUCCACACCAUGCACCCUCGCUCACUUCCUUCUUGAUUGGUAUUGCAGGUUGCACAGUGCUUUUUGAUUUCCAGUACUUUGCUUGGCAUCUGCUGCACCACCGCAUUGCUUGGCUGUAUUCCACCUUCCAUGCUGUGCAUCAUCAAUACCGGCAGACAUUUAGCCUGGUUACACAGUACUUGUCAGCGUGGGAGCUUAUCAGUGUGGGCCUGUGGACUACUGUGGAUCCUUUACUUCUGCAUUGCCACUGUCUUACUGGCUGGGCAUUUAUGGUCUUCAACGUGUGGGUGUCAGCUGAGGACCACUGUGGCUAUGAUUUCCCCUGGGCCAUGCAUCGCAUUGUUCCAUUUGGCCUGUGGGGUGGUGCACCACGCCACGAUGUGCAUCAUUUGCAGCCCGGCACCAAUUUCGCUCCCUUCUUCACACACUGGGAUUGGUUGGCAGGCACUGGAGGCGCACCUGCCAAGUUUUAUAACAACAUUGAUCACAGCAGCCUGAAAGAUGAUGGACUUAAAUCAGACAAAGGGAUCUGAGAGAUUUAUUCAGUGGAUAUUGCCUCCUUUAAAACGCUUUCCCAUUCUAUUUUUUCCUAGGCAUAUAUUUUGCUCUUUUAUUGUCCUCUUCAUCUUUUAUCAUUUACGUCAUUUUGACUGUAUAUUAAUUUUAAGUAAAAGAGGCUGGACAUUUUAUAACGUAAUUUCAACGAUGAAUGAUCCAAGUGAACAGACAGAGAGCCUCUUUUUUCUUUCACACUCUUUCUCCUGCUCCAUCUCUCUGUUAACUAUUUACAGAAGCUCCAUUUCUUUCCUUCACAUCCUUAACAAUAGAGGGUAUUUUGAAUGUUUAAUAAGUUAAGGUAACUGAACCUUUGUGUUAAUCUUGAAGCAAUACAAUUACAAUCAUCUGUUCAUGUUACAUGUUAUAAAGUUAAGGUGUGUGUGAUGGAUUUUUUUUUAUACCUUAAUUUGUAUGUUAAUUCAAAAAAUCAAUUAA